Messenger RNA from Elephantulus edwardii (Cape elephant shrew), 678 nucleotides. RefSeq names its product C-reactive protein, pentraxin-related (gene CRP). Gene Ontology annotation, biological process: innate immune response. Bases 1 to 678 code for a protein of 225 amino acids. The transcript is spliced from 2 exons. Gene Ontology annotation, molecular function: complement component C1q complex binding; low-density lipoprotein particle binding. NCBI's taxonomy places the organism in Eukaryota, Metazoa, Chordata, Mammalia, Macroscelidea, Macroscelididae. The record is from RefSeq and is a predicted model, not a curated record.
AUGGAGAAGCUGUGUUGGUGUUUCCUGGCUUUAAUCAAUCUCUGUAAUGCUUCCGGUCAGACAGACAUGAAUAAGAAGGCCUUUGUGUUCCUCAAAGAGUCAGACAAUUCCUAUGUGUCUCUGAAAAGACAGUUGAAGCAGCCACUGGAAGCCUUUACCGUGUGCCUCAGCGUCUAUGCUGACCGGAGUCGGACCCGUAGCUACGGAAUUUUCUCUUACGCCACUAGGAAAAUAGCUAAUGAAAUUGUCAUCUUUUGGUCUAAAAAUGGAGGAUACAGUUUUAUAGUAGGUGGGGCUAAGGAAUUAUUCAAGUUUCCUGCAGUCAGUAUGGAACCAGCGCACAUCUGCGCAAGCUGGGAGUCAGCCUCAGGGAUUGUUGAGUUCUGGGUGGACGGGUGGCCCAUGCUGAGGAAGAGUCUGAAGAAGGGAUAUUCUGUGGAGUCAGAGGCAAACAUCAUCCUGGGGCAGGAGCAGGAUUCUUUCGGUGGAGGCUUUAAUAUCAACCAGUCUUUGGUGGGAGAGAUUGGAGAUGUGAACAUGUGGGACUUUGUAUUGUCACCAGAACAGAUUAAGACCAUCUAUUCUGGUGGGACCAUCAGUCCUACUGUCUUGGAUUGGCGGGCUCUGACGUAUGAGACCCGUGGGGAAGUGCUUAUCAAGCCCCAGCUUUGGUCCUGA